AUGAAAGAAGAAGAUGUAAUUUUAUUAAAAUCAGCUGUUCUGUCAAUAGGAAACCAAGGAUUAAUUCAAGAAGUUGCUAAUAAGUAUGCAAAAGCUCAUAAAACUGAAUGCAGAGAUCUGCUAAAAAAUUUAUUAAAAAUUAUGGACUCUCAGCAGCUUCCUGUUUACAAGCUUCAAGCUGCCAAAAUAAUUGAAGCCAUCUCUGAGACAAAAAAUCUUAAUUUUAUUAGAAUUCUUGGAAAAGGCUUGAAAUUUUAUAAAGAAAUCGCUAAGUAUAGAUGUGUAAUAUUUACAUAGGAAUCUUCUGACAUGCUAAGAGGCAUGGAUAUUUUUUUAGCGGAUUCUGAUAUUCAAAGAGAAGCCUCAGCAGAGUUUUUUAUUUUAGUUUUGCAAUGUAUUCAAGAUUGGGCUCAGAUUUAUCGAUAUGACAGACACAAAAACGAUUCAAUAUUCUUUAAAACCUAUCAAGAACUAUACUGAUUUACUAUGAAUAGCCCAGUAAAAAGCUUUUUUAGGGUGAAGGAUUAAAGUUUUUGCGCAUGAAAGUUAGAAUUGAUCUUUUGAUGAAUUAGGAGAAGUGAAAAUUGCACUCACUAUAUUCCUUAAGAAGAAAAUUGUUCAAAUAGUAUUAUUUUUAUUAAAAACUUAGAAAUUUAUUGGGCAAUUUUCUGCUUAAAGAUUAUAGUGAGCCGCUAUUUUUACUUUUCCUAAUUCUUUAAUUCAUCAAAAGAUCAAUUUUAACUUUCAUGUGCUAAAUUUUACUGGUUCACCCUAGGAAAGCUUAUUGCCGAGCUAUUCAUAGUAUAUUAGUAUAAAAGAAAUGGGCGUAACUUUUCCAGAACUUAUUCCAUUAGACGUCCCAACAGAGGUAAAUACUUCUAAAAUUAUCCAAAAUAUCGAAAAAUGCAAAGAUUUGCUGGCUUCAGUCCAUAGAAUAAUGAUGGAUGCAAAUCCUGACAGAAAAUUGAUUACUCUCCCCUAAUGAGCGAACCAAAAAUUUUUUUUCACUUAAGGAAGGGGUGUUAAUUUUGUUUUUAAAAAUUUUAUAUAAAUAUUAUAGUAAAAGUUUUUUUUAAUUUUAAAGGAAUAUAUAUUUAAUUUGUAAAAAUUUAUGUUAUAAAAUGCAAGCUGUUUUAAAAUUAAACAGAAUUAGCCCAUAAUAAUUAUCACUUAUAUAUCAAAAUAUUUUUCAUAAAAUAUUUUUAUAUUAAAUUUCUCAAGGAGAGUGUUUUUUUACACUCAUGGACGGGGGGGUUAGUAGAAAAAUAAAACUUUUAAUUGAGCAAAAAUACGAGUUUGAAAAGGAAGUAAAUACAAGUAUGGAAAAUGACCAAUUUCAGCUGAUAAAUGAGUUGACACAGAUUACAGAUGAAAUCAAUAAGGCUUAUCAGAUUUACAGAUACUGAAAAAAAUCAUCGAUUCCUAUUAACCCCCCUUUAUGAGUUUUUUAGUAUAAAAAAUAUUUUUCAAUAUAUAAAUGGUAAUUAUUAAAUGAAAUCUCUACUUAGUUCUUGGAUUUUAAAGGUUGAUUAUAGAAUAUAAAUUUGACAAGUUAAUUUUUAUUUUUGCUUUUAAAGUUUGCAUUUUGAAAAUUAAUAUAAUAUCUAUUAAUAAAAAAUAAAAAAUAUUUGCUUUCUCACGGGGGUAAGGAGACCAAAAGGAUUUCCAUUUCCAGAAGUAAUUUACUGCCCCAGCCAAUUUCCAAGAAUUACUCAGACCCAAAUCCGAAAAUUUCUCCUCAAGUUGAUCCUCAGCUUGACUAUCAAGGAUCUGCAAUUGAAAAUGACAUGGCAAAGGCUGCACUUUCUUUUUCUGAGUUCGACAAAAGCCCUUUUAAAGGUGAAAAAGGCGAUUUUGAGCUUGAGUUAGACCCUGAAUGAAAAGAAUUUAAACAAGCCUAUUUUAAUUUAAAAGACAAGUACGAAAAUGCACUUGUUAUAAUUACUAAAUCAGAAGAAGAUUAUAAUGAAAUCAAUGAAAAGCUGAAUAGUGCAAUUGAUGAAAAUAAAAUUAAAAAUUUUAAAAAUAAAGAAUUGGUCAAAAAAAUUAAAGAGCUGGAAAUAAGUGUAGCAAAAAAUGAAGAAAAUCAGAUUGUGAUUGAGAAUUAUAAAGAAAUAAACAAAAAUUUAGAAAACCAUAUAAAUGAGCUUGAAAUUCAAAUUAAGGCAGACAAAGAAGAAGUAAAAAGACAAAUUUCAAUAAAUCAAUACAUGGCAGCCCAAAGAGAAAUUGCUGAAAAUGAGUUAAAAGCUCUGAAAGACGCAAAAGGGAAUGAAAAAUCGUUCACAACUGAAACUGUUUUUUCUUUUUCCGUUUGCAGCAAUAAAGGAAAAAUCGAUUUAUCAAAUAUUUCAAAUUCUACUUUGUCUCCAGUAUCUUUAACCCCAGAUAUUUCUCCAAUUAAGACUGAAUCAAUCCCUAAAGAGCCUAUUGACGUUGGAACUCUAGAUUUUUCUUCAAAUCUAAUCGCUCAUGAAUCAAAAUAUCCAACAAUAAGACAUAUAUCUCCAAUUCUCCAAAGAGAUAGUUUGAAUAACCCAAUAACUCCUUUAAAAUCUUCACAAUCGCAAUCUUUUGGCAUUCAGGUGCAAAAUGAUGAUUUCUAUUUAAAAAAUCUAUUAUCAAAAUCAGGAAUUCUUUAUAGAAAUGAAAAAAUUCAGGUUGAUUAUAACUUGCAUGAAGAAGGAAAAAUCAAGCUAGCGAUAAAUAAUAACUCUGAGCUUGAUUUUAAUAAUUUUCGCUUAUUCCCCACCGUGAGCUACAAAUUUUUUGCUGCUUGGUGGGGUUAAAACUUUUACACCUAAUAUUUUUUCAAAAUUUGCUAAUAUUCAAAGCAAAAAUUUUAUUUAAUUUAGAAAUUUUAGAUUUUAGAAUUCAAACUGUUUAAAAAUUUAUAGAAUUAGCUGGAGAUUUCUUAUAGCAAUCAUUAUUUCUAUAUCUAAAUAUUUUUUUUCAAAAAAAUAAAUUAUAUUAAAAAAUGUUUUGCCUACCUCAGAAAUAUAUUUUUUCCAAUAGUUUAUCUGGCCUACAGAAUGGGGAGUUGGAAUUUAUCGAGCGUGAAGGCAUAGAUUUUUCAUUCCAAAACGAAAAAUCUAUCAUCCCUGCAAAUACCAACCUUGAGCUUUGCAUUAAUUACACUAUUUCAAGCCCUUUCGAGAACUCUCCAAUUUGGAAGCUUAUAUAUAACUCAGAAAUUAAUUAUUUAAAGCUUCCAAUCACCUAUAUAUUAUCAUUCAAAAGUUCUAUCAGUAAGAACCCUCAGGAUGUAUGGCAUUCUCUAUCAAGCGAAAAAAUUACCAGAAAGUUCUAUGGCUUAAGAAGUCAUAUAAGAUCCAUGAAACUAUUGAUAGAGUAUUGCAAUUUGCAUGGAAUUAUGAGAGCAUACCCAGAUGGCCAGAGGAGUGUAGUUAUUUAUGGAGAAGGAGAUUUUAUUGCUUUAUGUAAAAUUACAUUAAAUAAGUCAGCUUCAGCUGGAAGAAUUGAAGUCAGAUGUCAAGAUGGAGCUGUUAGAGAAAUUAUGGCGAGUCUAAUAAAAAGCCUAAUUUCAAUUGAGUAA
Molecule: messenger RNA, 3556 nt
Organism: Blepharisma stoltei
Lineage: Eukaryota; Ciliophora; Heterotrichea; Heterotrichida; Blepharismidae
Source: the annotation of a GenBank genome assembly